GGCCCACACUUGGUGAUUCUCGAUGGAGAGUGAAAGCCUGGAUUCAUCAUGAAAACCAGCCCCUGUCGGCCACUGAUUCUCAAAAGACGGCGGCCGCCACUGUCUGUUCAGAAUGCCCCCAGAGAAACCUCAGAGGAGGAACCGAAGGGACCCCCUACCCAAGAAGCGGCUGGCCCAGCCCAAGCCUCCCAGGAUGUGGCAGAGUCCAGCUCCAGCAAAUUCCCAGCUGGGAUCAAGAUUAUCAACCACCCCACCAUGGCCAACACCCAGGUGGUGGCCAUCCCCAACAAUGCUGACAUCCAGAGCAUCAUCGCGGCACUGACCGCCAAAGGCAAAGAGAGUGGGAGCAGCGGACCCAACAAAUUCAUCCUCAUCAGCUGUGGGAGCACCCCGGCUCACCCUCCAGGCUCACAGCCUCAAGCCCAAUCCAGUCAGGAUUCCAAGAGGACCCAAGUGAUUCCCGAGACCCUGGGGCCAAAGCCUGCAGCCAGGGAUGUGGCUCUGCCUCGGCCGCUGGGAGCCCUGCGCGGGCAGCGACCCGACAGCUGUGCUGGUGGAGAGGCGGCAGGCUGCACUCUCAACAACAGCUUAACCAAUAUCCAGUGGCUUGGAAAGAUGAGCUCCGACGGCCUUGGCUCCUGCAGCGUCAAGCAGGAGGUGGAGGAGAAGGAGAACUGCCACCUGGAACAGAACCAGGUCAAGGUUGAGGAACCCUCUGGAGCAUCAACAUCCUGGCAGGACUCUAUGUCUGAAAGGCCACCCUACUCUUACAUGGCCAUGAUCCAGUUCGCCAUCAACAGCACCGAGAGGAAGCGCAUGACCUUGAAAGACAUCUACACUUGGAUUGAGGACCACUUCCCCUAUUUUAAGCACAUUGCCAAGCCAGGCUGGAAGAACUCCAUCCGCCACAACCUCUCCCUCCACGACAUGUUCGUUCGGGAGACGUCUGCCAAUGGCAGGGUCUCCUUUUGGACCAUUCACCCCAGUGCCAAUCGCUACUUGACGUUGGACCAGGUGUUCAAGCCACUGGACCCAGGGUCUCCACAAUCGCCCGAGCACUUGGAAUCACAGCAGAAACGGCCCAAUCCUGAGCUCCGCCGGAACGUGACCAUGAAAUCUGAACUCCCACUGGGCACACGGCGGAAGAUGAAACCCCUGCUCCCACGUGUCAGCUCCUACCUGGUGCCCAUCCAGUUCCCAGUGAACCAGUCGCUGGUGCUGCAGCCCUCCGUGAAGGUGCCACUGCCCCUGGCAGCUUCGCUCAUGAGCUCGGAGCUUGCCCGCCACAGCAAGCGGGUGCGCAUUGCCCCCAAGGUGCUGCUCACUGAGGAGGAAGUGGCCCCUCUGGCCGUGUCAGGCCCUGUGAAAGAGGAGCAAGUCCUGCUCGGGGAAGGGUCGUCUCCUUUGCUCCCAGUCCAGUCCAUCAAGGAGGAGGAGAUCCAGCCAGGGGAGGACACAUUUCACUUGGCGAGACCCAUCAAAGUGGAGAGCCCACCCUUGGAAGAAUGGCCCUCCUCGUCGCCAUCUGUCAAAGAGGAAUCGACUCACUCUUGGGAGGACUCGUCUUACUCCCCUUACUCCCCCACACCGAGGCCCAAGAAGGAAUACAGUGAGCUGCAGUCCCCAGCACGGAGUGUCUCUGAAAUGCUGGUCAUCAAACGCAGGGAGCGCAGGCAGAUGAGCCGGUCCCGCCGGAAACAGCACCUGCUGCCUCCCUCCACCGCUGCUGCCACCACUGGCGUUGCUGAGUCUGAGCUGCUCUCCGAGGGCCCCAGCCCCUGGCGGCGAGUCGCUGCCACCGAGCUCCCUUUCUUGGCCGAGUCCUCGGAGCCCUCCGCCCAGCUCGGCUCCUUUCAGGAAGAGGCAGGACCUUUCAAGACCCCUGUCAAGGAGGCGCUGCCCAUCUCCUCCACGCCAAGCAAAUCUGUCCUCCCCAGAACCCCUGAGUCCUGGAAGCUCACCCCCCCAGCUAGAGUGGGGGAACUGGAUUUCAGCCCCGUCCGAACCCCGCAGGGCGCCUUCUGUCCCCUGCCGGACUCCCUGGGGCUGAUGGAACUUAACUCCACACCGCUGAAAAGCGUUCCCCUCUUUGACUCACCCCGAGAGCUCCUCAACUCAGAGCCCUUUGACCUCACCACUGACCCCUUCGGCCACUCUACCCACUCCGAACUGGAAGUCCCUAAGCCUGGCUCCCCUGAGCAACAGGUCACCAACCUUUCGGCCAAUCGGUCUCUUACAGAAGGCCUGGUCCUGGACACAAUGAAUGACAGCCUCAGCAAGAUCCUGCUGGACAUCAGCUUCCCAGGCCUGGAGGAGGACCCACUGGGCCCUGACAACAUCAACUGGUCCCAGUUUCUUCCUGAGCUGCGAUAGAGAGCUGGCUGUGCCCUUGCCCCUCAAGCUGCCUGCCAUGCUAGGCACCAGCAUGGGCAGGAGACCCAGAGCUCGGUGUCCUCUCCCACACAUCCUGCCACAAGGCCUCUGAGCAAGCCAGCAAAUGAGGAGCACGGCAGUAGUCACACCUUAGCCGCUGCUGGGACCUUAGCAAGCAGUCGAGCCAUAGGAACUGGUCCUUGUGUCGUUCCCCCGAGAGCAUCUGACUGCUCUCUGCCAGGCGCAGAAGGGUAGAGAGGAGAUCAGGGACUCUGCAGGCCAUUCCCAUUCUAAAUCCAGCAGCCCCUCUGCGACUUGCUGGCUGUCUGGCCUUGUAUGUAGUAUCCAUUCUCCAAGUCAUCCUCUAAUUACAAACGUGAGCUCAUUUUCUUAGGCCAUUAUCUAGAGACCACCAGAAGGAGGUUGUUGGAAGGCAAGGGAUUUCAGCUGGCUUCCAUUCCAUGCUUUAAAUUCCUAAAGAAGGGAAUAUGUGCAGUGCACGGUUAUGUCCAGGCCCAGGGUCCCUGACUCGGGGUUUCCUCACCUUCAGCACCCAGACAAGCAGCCAUGCCUUGCUAGGGGCCCUCUGGCAGCACCUCCCUUCCACCUCUCCAUGUUGCCAAGUCAGCUUCCCCACAGGAAGCAAUCCUAGUUGAAAUCAUCUUUGGUGUUGAAUUUGGAAUGGAAGAAUGGAAGCAUCUGAGGCAGAGAGGGUGGGUACCCUCUUAGGAGAGCCCCCAAAUGUUUCUCAGAUAAAGUCCCUAAUCAUGCCAGGGAGAUAAACAUUGACCAGAACCCCGGAAGAGGCUUGAGGAGACCCCUGGUGUGCCUGGCUUCCUUAACUUGCACCCCAGCUUUGCAAAGAGCCACGCUAGGCCACAGCUGACUGUGUGGAAGCAAGCCAGCUCAAGAACACUACUGUAACCACCUACUCAAUAAAACA
Ochotona curzoniae (black-lipped pika) is the source of this 3316-nucleotide messenger RNA. RefSeq names its product forkhead box M1 (gene FOXM1). The record is from RefSeq and is a predicted model, not a curated record. Gene Ontology annotation, biological process: regulation of DNA-templated transcription; G2/M transition of mitotic cell cycle. Bases 49 to 2373 code for a protein of 774 amino acids. Gene Ontology annotation, molecular function: sequence-specific DNA binding; DNA-binding transcription factor activity. The transcript is spliced from 8 exons. NCBI's taxonomy places the organism in Eukaryota, Metazoa, Chordata, Mammalia, Lagomorpha, Ochotonidae.